This is a messenger RNA of Aplysia californica (California sea hare), 9088 nucleotides long. Its product is annotated as TATA element modulatory factor. Lineage: Eukaryota; Metazoa; Mollusca; Gastropoda; Aplysiida; Aplysiidae. The record is from RefSeq and is a predicted model, not a curated record. Gene Ontology annotation, cellular component: Golgi apparatus; endoplasmic reticulum.
GUUUUGAAAAUCAAUCAUAGUUAGGUGAUUCAAUCAAAACGAUGAACAAAACACACAGGAGAAACCGGAAGUUAUGACGUUACACGAACAAAAUGGCAGCCCUCUGAUGUCAACAAACUUGUCGCGUCGCUCAGUGUCAGUGUUGUACAGGAGAGAGUGAUAAUUCGAUCUGCUCUGUUUGUGUCAGCUGAAAAACCAGUGCUUGUUAUAAAAGGUCCAGGCUAUCCAUGCUUGCACCAAUGUUUGUGACUGCCUGAGCGUAUGUGCUGUGUGUGUGACUAGGUGUGAAGCCUGAAGUUCAAGAGAUCACGAUGAGCUGGUGGGAUACUGCAGGAAUUACUAACCUUGCCUCACAAGCCUUGAAGAAUGCACAGAAGAAAAUUGACAAAGUCUUGGACAUUGAUGAGAAGACCAGUGGGUCAAAGAGAAAGAGAGGGACCUCUCAACAGAAAGGAACAGAUCAGAAGUCGGAGAAGACUCCAGAAAAGACUGGGUCAAAGAAGGACAAGGAUGCACCAGAGGAUCAAGGUGCUGAUUUUUGGUCUGGCUGGAUGGGUUCUGGAGGGAGGAAAGAGUCGAAACCAGAAGAUGGUGAAAAGUCUUCUGACAGCCACUCUUCAUGGAACUUGCCCUGGAGCUUUGCAGCAACAGGGUCAGAGGACCAGGACUCACCAGUGAAAUCUGAACUGAGUGUAGACAGUAAUGAUAAGCAAGUGGCACCCUCUGACAGGAAGGCCACAGCAUCUGAGUCUGCAUCAGAGAGAGCAAAGUCGGACAUAGCUGUGACUGAUGACACCUCUGAGGUCUCUGAACUUGAUGAGGUGACAGGUCAAGAUGUUAUUGACUCUAAGGCUGCGUCAAAUUCUCCCACUGAGGCUGGUAUUGCCUCUGGAAUCUCCUCCUCAGGUUCAUUACCGGACUGCAAGGCUGAAGAUUCCUCAUCUGGCUGGCAAGAUUUCUCCUUGGACGACAACAUUGAUGAGCUCAUAGCUGGUAGUGAGGGUGAAGAAAAGAAAGAGAGAUUAGCGGCUGUCUCAGAGUUUCAAGGCUCAGGAGUGGUCAGUUCUUCCUCACCCACAGAGAAAGAGUCCCAAAUUCUCUUUGUCAAGAAUGCAACUUCACCUGCUGCCAAACAGGAAGACAGUAUAGCCUCAGCCAUACCACACUUAGACUUGAGCCCCCCACAAGCUGCCUCAACAUCUUCUGGUUUUGAAGACAAAGCAAGGGAAACUAACACGGCAGUGACAGGGGAGACCACUGUUCUCCCACUGCAAUUAGAUUCCAGUGGUUUGAAGACAUCCACUUCGAGCUCAUUCACGGAAGUAUGUGAGGACAGCCUGUCUGAGCUCUCCCUCUCCUUGCUCACCCAAGACGUGGACGAAUUGCCCACUACACUACCAGGUGAAGAACAUGGAGUGAGUGAAACGAGGUCUGAACCUUUAGUGGUUGGCAGCACUGUGGAUGUUACAUUAGAGGUAAAUGAUACUGUACUAUCUGGUGAGGCCAAGGGUGUUCUCCAGGCUGAUGACUCACCUCUUUCACAAGUUCAAAACGUUGACUCUGUGGUAGAAGAUACUUCUGGGGAGCAGCCUGUAAAUGUGAGUCCCCUUGGGGGUGCAGUGCCGGGGCAAGAGAGGAGCCAGACGGAGGUCAGUGGGGAGUAUGUGAACAUUAGCUCAGUAAGCAGCGAUGGUGCACAGACGCUGCUAUCAGAGACAGGCUCAGAUGAUGUUGUACAGGCCAGCUCAGACCUUGACUUGGGCGAUUCACGGGCUAGCAGUGAUCUUGACUUGCCUGGAGGUCAGGCCGGCAGUACGGGCUCGUCAGACACCAGCAAAUUUGACAGCAGCAUGGACACAGUUGUGGACCGGUCAUUGGUGGACACUCCUAGUGAGGCUGACCAUGAUACCACUGGUCAGGGUGAUGAGCCUUAUUCUCUGUUUGGUGAGAAGGAAGAGGGCUUUGAAAAAGAGGAGAGAGAGAAAUUAGCAGGGUCAGAGGGGACUCCAGCCUCUCUCAGCUCGUCUUACGUCAAGUGUAUGAUCGAAGAAGCCAUGGAGGAAAGUAAGACUGAGGACUCAGGUAGUGAUAAUCACUCCAGUGGGGAGAAGUCAGAGAGCUCAAAGGUAGAUUCGGAGUUUGAGAAAAGUGUAUACAGUGGCCAUGAGUCAAGUGAUGACAUCGAGACCACGACUUCCUCCGAUAUUGAAAUCCUCCAGGCUCCAUCAGCAAAUGACGAGAGCAAGUUUCACACCUCAUUCGACCUGUCUCCGCUCAAAAUUGCCCUACAGAAGACAGCCGGGGCUCACGGGCACCGCCGCUCUGACAGCCAGUCCAGCUCCAGUGCUCACAGCAAAUCUGGGGAGCUGGACCACCCAAGCCCGGAGAGAGGAGAGAGCAGCCUCUGGAGAGAUGAUGACUCCCCUCACCAUGACUUGCAGGCAGUGCGAGAAGAAGGGGUAGACAACCCAUACCACCCUGAAAGAUUGCUCAAGUCAGCUUCAACAGUCGGAGGAGGCCAGGGAGACGGAGACAGCUGACCUGACUGCAGUGACCAACGAGUUCACCGCCAGGCUCAGUGAGUCGGAGAAGAAGAUACAGCAAGUGCUGAAGGAGAAGGAGAACGUGAAGCAACAGCUGGGGAAGACAGAGGAAGAGCUGAAGAAAAGAUCUGCCAACGUGGACCUGGAAGCUGAGCUGGAGGAGAAGACAGAGCAGGUUGAGCAGCUAAUGGCAGAGGGUGAGAAGCUGAGUCGUCAACAGCUACAGAGCAACAACAUCAUCAAGAAACUGAGGGCCAAGGAGAAGGAGACAGAGACAACUAUCACAGGCCAGAAGAAAAAACUGGAGACUCAGACAGCAGAGCUGGAGAGACUGACUGUGGUGUUGGACUCAAAGGAGGAGAUGGAGAAAACACAGGGAGAGGCCAUCAAUCAGCUCAAUGCUGCAGUGCAGAAACAAGAGAAGGAACUGAGCAAAUUGAGGAGUGAGCUGGAAGAUUCCCAGGAGAAAUGCCGUGGUCUUCAGGCAGCGCUGGACAACUCCUACAAGGAGAUAGCGGAGCUUCACCGGUCCAACGCUUCUCAGGACAGCAAGGCCCAGGAGGCUGCCCUCAGUGCCGAGUCUCACGUCAGGGAGGAGCUGAAGGCGGCCAUGGAGCGGGAACAGCAAAGGUUUAGGCAGGAGAGAGAGGCCUUUAUCAUGCAGGCUGAUGACCUCCGGCUGGACAUGACUCGGCUGGAGAAGGAGCACAGCAGGAGAGAGGAACUGCUCAGACAGGAGAUCACACAUCUACAGGAGCGUCUGCAGGAGGGCGAGUCGCGCAGUCAGGAGCUGAGCCAGACAGUGAGCUCAGCCACACGGCCCCUUCUGAGACAGAUUGAGAACCUGCAGGCCACAUACGGGGCACAGGCCACAGCAUGGGAGAAGGUGGAGAAGAACCUCACAGAUAGACUGGCGGAGGCCCAGACAGCAGUAGCCAUGGCCCAGGAGAAGGAGCGUACCGGGAGCGAGCGUGUGAUGGAGUUGUCUGCCCGUGUGACUUCCCUGGAGGCCAGCAACAGUCGCCUCAAGCAGGAGAAGGCACAGUUGGUGGCACAGGGAGAGGCAGACCGGGGCAGGCUGGAGGAGUUGGAAGAUAACAGACACAGUGUUGUAGCGCAACUGGAGACAAGUCGACAAAGGAUGGUGGAGGAGCUCAACCAGCUCAAGGUGGACAAGGUUCACUUGGAGUCCCAGCUGGGUGUGGAGAGGACACGGCUGGAGACGGAGAUGAAGAAAGGCCUAGCUCUAGAAGAACAGCUGAGACUAGCGGAACGAGAACGUCCGCGAUCGCGAGGCACCCCAUCACCGUCACCAUCCAUGUCCGUGAGUCGCCAGGAGAGUCUGGUGGGCAGUAUGCACGAGCGGCAGUCGCCAGGUUGGAGCUGGUCAUUCCAUGAGGAUGCAGAGGCUGGAGGGUCGGCGGGUACUCUUGGAAAGUCCAGUGUGUACGACAGUCUGCGACACUCGGGCGCCGCUGUGGUGGUGGAGAAUAUGCAAGCCCAGCUCAAGCAGAAGGAAGGGGAGAUCACACAACUGCAGUCGGAGAUCCAGCAGCUAGAGCGUACCCGUGAGUCAAUGGCUCGUGAACUCGUUGACCUCAGCAACCAGAAUGAGGAGCUGAAGGAGAAAAAAGCAGAGCAUGAAAAACUCCAGACAGAGUUCCAGGAGCUGAGUGGCCGCUACAGCGCCCUGCUUCAGAUGUACGGAGAGAAGGAGGAGCAGGUACAGGAGCUGAGGCUGGAUCUACAGGACGUGAAGGAGAUGUACAAAACACAGAUUGACACACUGCUGGCCAAAUGAGAAUGUCACCAACACUUGACACCCGUGAUGCAUAGAACACACAAACAGCUUCCAUCAGGCUGAUGAUGACCAGGGGGUCUCAUCUUGCUUCAUCCGUCACCUCGCAACAGUCAUUGAUCUCACAGGCCACAUCAGAUCACAGACACAGAAACUUUAGUUUUGGAAGUCUACUUCCAGCGAGGCCAUAGUUGGUGUAAAAGAACAUGCCUAACUAAGCGAGCUCCUGUUGUCCUGCAAAGAAAGCCAGAAGAAAGUUUAUAUUGUUGGGUCAACAGUCAAAGGUCACUGGCAAGUGCUGGCAAGCACAUCAGUGGUCUGUGGUCAGAUGUUACAGUUUACAUUGAGGUUUAUAUGAGCUUGUGAAUGGAAACUGUUUUCUGGCUAAGCUUGAUGAUGCACUUUGUAACAUAUGUGCUGUGAUCUUUGCUCACAUACACCCCCCCCCCCCUUAUUUUGUGACCUUUGACCAGUGACCAACCUGUUUUCUGGGCUGUUUGCUGUGACCUUAUUUAUUGUGACAACUCUGGGUCUGAGCGCUGAGGAUGUGUCGGUGGAGAUUUUGUGUGUGAUAGGUACCCAAGAGUUAAAUGUGAUACCACAGGCCUACAGUGUAAUUGGCCAUUCUAGUUGUGACAUAAUUAUUGCACAGGUCAAUGGAAUUCUUCUGCCAAUUGUUCGAGUGAAACAUGUAGAGACUGAACUUACUGGGACCAGAUGUUUGUGAUAUCAAAAUCCUUAUUGAACAAUUCCAGGACAAAGCGCCUCAUUGUUGGUGGGUGGUCUGGCCCGGUGUAUGAGUUGUAAACUGUGCUUGUCAUCUGCCACAUGUGGUCAGGGAAGUACUGACCAGCUCACUUCCCUGGAUACAUUCAUGAGAGGAGGAGUCUUACUUCAUUUUAUAUAGAAAUAAGUAGUUAGAUUAAAUAUUUUAAAGAUGUUUUCUUUUCUUCUCCGGUUGCCUGAUCUGCAUAUUGGUGUUUACGCAAUGCUUGUUGUGCUGUGCUAGACUUGAGGAUGGUGUUUUAGGAGUGAUGUGCGUGUUGUGUUUUGUAAGUGUUGUCUACAGAAUGACUCCACUUCAGAGGUACCGUAGAGCCAAGCAGUGUCUGUGGUGACAUGAAAUAUUAUGUGUGAAGAGAUGUGUGAUUGCUGGCUCAAACCUCUUUGAGUCUUUGUAUCAUAAUCCCUUGAGAGAAUUCCAAGGGCCUGAUACUACCAUCAAGGUUAGCAUUGAGUGGUUUCAGAAAUCAGUAUGGUGUGUGUCUCAUCACUCGGUUGUGACUCAGUUCUACUCGCAUGUAUCACCAAGUCUGUCCCCGUCGUUUUUAAGCAAGAAAAAUUUUGAAAUUAUGCAAACAGCCCAAAAAUGUAAAAUUAUGCGAUUCUGUUCAUUUUAACAAAGAAUGAUAAAGGAAAAUAAUCAGAAAUUAUGCAAAAAAUGAUCAAAUUUUGCUAAAUUAUGCGGGGUGCAUAAAACCACAGGGACAGCCAAGUGGGUGAUUAGAGAUCUUAAUUUUUUCUUUUUCUAUUUUUGUUUCUUUUUGUCUGUUUUGCUUUGUCCAUUGUUGUGUUGGUUAGUUGGGAUGUUAUUUUACUUCACUUUCUGUUGGCACUGACUUACCUAGGUUUUCACAGGAUUGUGUUUACAACAAGUUUUGUAUUGAUAGUUCUUUUUGUUGCAGACCAAGUGUUCUUGUUGACACAAAAUAAAGAAUAGGCCUACAGAUUUUGCCAAUCAAAUCCUAUGACAUGGCUGCCUACUGUAUUCUUAGAAUAGCAAGUGACACUUAAACAUUGUGACAACUGGUGUUUGGGACAAUAUUAUAUAUAUGCUUAUGGCUUGGCUAAUACCAAGUAGACUUACUUUAAACUCUCCAAUGCUGUAAGGAUGUUAUUGUAUUUUGUGGAAGUUCGACUUGGAAGAGACUCAAAAUCUGUGACUUGGUUUUAUCUCAAAUUUAACUGAGCUUUUUAAAAAUAAACAAUAGUUAGGCUGCCACAUUCAGUAUUAAUUGUUGUACUAAUGAUAGCAUGGGAUAGGGUUCAUAACGGUAACACAGUCAUCAACUGGAAGCAGCCCCCAUGUGAUAUUUUGGCAAACCUUUAUAAAAUGUUAUGGAAGUGAUGACAAUUUAGCUUUAGAAUUUGAUCACUCUAUGCGAGGGGAGGGAAUGAGGGGUGUAUCCUACCCCUGAAAACGGCUAACAAACAUCAUCAUUAUCAAUUUAAUAGAUUUUCAAUAAUCUUGCCUAAUCUACUCAGAUAUAUCGUCAUCAUCAUGUUCAUCACAAUUCUUGACACAUAUUUCAGUGGUAAACGUAACUAACUUCUGACAUCCAUAAAAGUAGGACAUGGGACCAAACAAACAAAAAUGAAGGUCAUGAAGGUCGACUUGGCAGAGUUAUUUCUCAGUGCCGUCUGUUUGAAGCAGAAAUGAGAUAACGACAGGCACUUGUACUGUUUACAUAUUCAAUGUGUUUUGUCCCCAGUGGGCAGAUCAGAUUGUUAGUCUUUACUUCUGCUCACAGGGGAAAGGCUUAUGACACUUAUGUAUGGCAAGAUGCCUGUUGGAAUGUGCCUUAUGAUAUGGCGGUCAUUGAGGUGUACUAUGUAGCACGGUACUCACUGGGGUACACUAUGAUUUGAAGCACUUGCCAGGUGUAUGCCAUAAAGCUUUGAACUGCCUAAAGUAUACGAUGACAUCCAUAAAAUAUGAAGUGCUUGUUGAUGUCAGUCAUUGACUUGUAUGACAAAACACUCACUGGAGUGUGCCAUAUGGCGCUGGAGCUCACAAGGGUGUAUUGUUUAGCAUCAGGUUUGCUGGGGUAUGCCAUAUUGCAAGGAUUUCUUUACUCUGCAUCAGUUAAAAAGAUAAUUAAAGGUAAAAAAGAAUUAAAGGACUUUGGUCGUUGUCUCAUGGGUUGUAGUUGUUCUUGUCAUCUUGUAAUUUAUUUAUUCUGUGCAAUGGUACAAGGGUUGGUGGUUGGUAGAUGUGUCAUCUGAACUUGGUACCACUAGAUAUGAGUGGAUAUCCGUUGUGUGUGAUUUAAGCCUUUUAUGAAGAAACUGAGACACAUUCCUUGUACAUGCACAUGUAGUUGGAUGUAUGUGUUUGACGAAAUAGUCCACCUUGUUGUUGCCCAGAACCAAGUGUAGUUUGAUGUCACUGUAAUUUAUGUAACUUCAUGCAAUAAUUUGAGUCCACGCGGAGUAAUUUCUGUGACUGUCAAGGUGUUUCAUACCGUCCUUGCCAUGAAUACACAGUAGGUAGCAUUUUCCCCACAUACAUUCACACAUCUCAUUACACAAUAGUGUGUGAGGGAGAUAAGACUGAGAUCCGUGCUCAUGUUGUGAUGUAUCCAGUGACUUGUGAACAGUGUGAUUGUAGGCUACUUUUGUUUUUUCUGUGCGUUUAUCAAGGUUGAAUCUUUCCUCAUACUGACCAUGCUGGUCACAUACAUUGUAUAAGGCUCUCUGUGAUAGCUACACAUGUCAGUUAUAUUAUGUCUGUGAAGUACUGAGAUAUCUACCCUCCUCUCUCUCCAACCUCUCCCUCUCUACUCCUCUCCCAUGCCGCAUUGUGUGGAUCAGGGGAUGUUCUCUGGUAGGUGCAGGGUCAUUGUUAUGUUUCUUUGCUUCUCAGUCAUUGAUUGAAGGUGAUGCUCAUGUCUCUUGUUCUCACAGAACGUCACAAGUUAAGCCCAUUCCCUUUGCUUCUUACACUUCCAGUACCGGUACAUGAUUCGAUUCAAGUCCAUGGGCUUCUCCAACAGUUACAAGGUGUACAUGCUUUUAUGUCUCUUUGCUUCUCUGCCUCCACUUCUUGAUUAUGUCCCUUUGAUUCUCAGUCUCUACUAUUGUGAGUAAUGGCUCUCAUUACAUCAUGCUGCACAUCAAUGUGACACUCACUCAAGGAUUCCUAAAGGUGUAUUAUAUACUGGUUCUAAGUUGUGGGUUUUUAUUUUAGUGGAUAAAUGUCUAUUACAAUACACCUCCAGGUAUUGCUGUUAUGUGUAUGUUUCGAGGACAACAAAUUCUUGACCGCUGUGAGUGCAUGUGUACAUGUGUGUAUGUAGGUGAAUUUUUGGGAUCAUUUCAGUUUUAAUACUAUUCAAUAUUAUUAUAUUCAUAUUUUCUGUAUAAUGUCAUUUUAGCAAGUGUACUGUUUGACUCCUGUUUCGGAAUUUCUUGUUCCUGUUCCAUACACAGUUUGUUUUUCUAAAAAGUUGGUUUAGAUGCAUGUGUGUAUGUAUCAGUGUGUGCACUUGUAUGUGUGCUUUUGUGUGUGUGUGUGUGUGUGUGUGUGUGUGUGUGUGUGUGUGUGUGUGUGUGUGUGCAUGUUCGUGAGAGCAUGUAGGCACACUUAUGCGUGAGUGUAUGCAUGUGUGAGCAUACCGGCCUAUAUCAUGACGCACACAGGUAUAGGAUUGUUAUGGCGUAGAGUAUCAGGACUUUCAGUGAGAAAUCUGAGGUUUAUGUCUGUCAACAGAAUUACUACAGCUAUUAUUUAUGCACGUGUAUAUAAGAGUGAACAUGUAUUUAUUGAGGUCAUUUCUGAGACCUCAAUGCCCUGUGACAUGAUUCAUGGUCUUUCAAAUGUUGUACAUGAUGUAUUUGGGCUGAACUGAAGAUGUAUACUCAUCAUAUAAUUUCCUACGUGGACUUUUUUAAAACUUGCUACUGUGGGAUUUCCAUCAUGAGGGCGACGCUUUUUUGUUAUCUAAAUAAAAUCUAAAAACUGAGA